AUGCCAAACCACUACUCAUUGCAACUGGACAGGGAUGCUCUUCCACUAGGCACUCGGCGUCUGCCACCAUACGAGUCGCUUUGCCUCCAAAUCCGCAUUCGUCGACGUGCAUAUAUCAACGAUUCUGUUGUGCAAGAACUUCCUGAAUACGCGCAGGCUUUUACUCUGUUACAUGAGAUGCUACUGCACGAAGACUCGGCUCGGGUCUUCUUAUCUUUUUGUCUUUCAGCAGUGGGAAUCCCCAUCAAUGAUCAGGAUCAGAUGUUAAACGCCAUCGCCUCUUUCUAUCUGGACAUGGGUGUAGAUCCAGCUUCUAGUACCUGUAGUGGUGGUGCAAUUCCCAUAGUUCUUGCCGAUAUUCUGAUCGAGUACGAGGCACAUGAUGAAACUCAAGCUGUGAAUAGGGCAAUCCAAGAAUCCAUGGAAUUAGAUAUGUUCAAGGCUGUGCCUGCCACUAAAUCGUCCAUCGAGGGUCUGAAGAAGGUCAGACUGGAGGGUUCGGGUUCCAUGGAAGAAUGCAUGAUAUGUUUGGAAAAGUUUUGUGUCGGGCAAGAAGCCACAUGCAUGCCGUGUUCGCAUGUCUAUCAUGGCGAUUGCAUUGCUCAGUGGCUGGAGAGGAGUCAUUUGUGUCCACUGUGCCGCUUCCAGAUGCCGACGGAUUCGGGUUCCUCUAGGUGA
Messenger RNA from Ilex paraguariensis (yerba mate), 678 nucleotides. The record is from the annotation of a GenBank genome assembly. Lineage: Eukaryota; Viridiplantae; Streptophyta; Magnoliopsida; Aquifoliales; Aquifoliaceae.